Molecule: messenger RNA, 396 nt
Organism: Mesitornis unicolor (brown roatelo)
Lineage: Eukaryota; Metazoa; Chordata; Aves; Mesitornithiformes; Mesitornithidae
Product: serine/threonine-protein kinase Nek7-like
Exons: 4
Biological process (GO): protein phosphorylation
Molecular function (GO): protein kinase activity; ATP binding
Source: RefSeq, a predicted model, not a curated record
UAAGGGACGCUUUUACGUGACAGAAUGGAUGAACAGUCACAAGGCAUGCAGGGGCCAACUGCGCCGUCAUUUCAGCCUCAGAAAGCUUUGCGACCUGACAUGGGCUAUAAUACGCUUGCCAAUUUCCGAAUAGAGAAAAAGAUUGGCCGUGGGCAGUUCAGUGAAGUUUACAGAGCAACCUGCCUGUUGGAUGGUGUACCAGUGGCACUGAAGAAGGUUCAGAUAUUUGAUCUAAUGGAUGCCAAAGCCCGUGCUGACUGCAUCAAAGAAAUAGAUCUUCUUAAGCAACUGAAUCAUCCAAAUGUAAUUAAAUAUUAUGCCUCAUUCAUUGAAGAUAAUGAACUGAACAUAGUGCUGGAGUUGGCUGAUGCUGGAGAUCUCUCUAGAAUGAUAAAG